AUGACUGAUAUUGGAAUAAUACCAGUUUUACCUGCAUUUACUGAUUUUAUGCCUCAAACAGCACCAAAACGUUUUCCUUCAGCAAAAUUUUAUUAUUCAUCAAAUUGGGCUGGUUUUGGUUGUAAUGAAUCUUGUUUACCAUAUCUUGAUCCUACUGAUCCAUUUUUUCAAACAGUUGGCGUUCAAUUAUUAACCGAAACAAUCAAUUCACUCAAUUUAACUUCACAUUAUUAUGCUUGUGAUUUAUGCAAUGAAAUGGAUCCACCAUUUAGUGAACUUGAUUAUUUGGCUGAUGUUAAUGCAGGUAUUAUUCGAGUUAUGCAAACAGUUGAUCCAAAUGCUGUUUUGUAUAAUUGUUUUUAUUAA
This is a messenger RNA of Rotaria sp. Silwood2, 366 nucleotides long. Lineage: Eukaryota; Metazoa; Rotifera; Eurotatoria; Philodinida; Philodinidae. The record is from the annotation of a GenBank genome assembly.